Molecule: messenger RNA, 438 nt
Organism: Struthio camelus australis
Lineage: Eukaryota; Metazoa; Chordata; Aves; Struthioniformes; Struthionidae
Source: RefSeq, a predicted model, not a curated record
AUGGACAGACAGAGACAGAAACAGACACAGACACAGAGACGGCCAGAGACAGCCAGGCAGAGACAGCCAGAGACAGCGACAGAGAGAGGGAUAGCCAGAGACAGAGAGCCAGGACAGAGGGAUACAGAGACAGAGACAGAAAGCGACAGGAAGUGACAGAAAGAGACACAGUCAGACAGCCAGGCAGAGACAGCCAGAGACAGCGACAGAGAGAGGGAUAGCCAGAGACAGAGAGCCAGGGACAGCCAGAGACAGCCAGAGACAGAGAGAGAGACAGAGACAGGCAGAGACAAGAAAGAAACAGGCAUACAAACAGAGAAAGAGAGAGACAAAGAAAGAGACAGAGACAGAGACACAGAUACAGAGACAGACAGAGUCAGAGACGGACGGAGAGCCAGAGAUAGACAGCAAAAGAGACAGAGCGAGAGAAAGAGAUAG